UCAGAUAUCACCUCCGCAAAGAAACCGAAAAAGCCCUAGACAAAUCAGCUACUGCUGCAGCCGCAUUGAAAGACCUUGAUAAGCUCCAACGACAGCACAACAAUCGAAAAACAUUGCCCAAAGGCAUCUUGGAUAUAAUACAAAAGUCAAUUUUACGAAAUCACCCACGGCUACAAGUAGCUGUUAGCUGGUUCGCUAACCGAUUGAAUUCGUACAAGAGUUUCGAUCGUAUCAAUACAUACAAAGAGGAAGGCAAUCAACUGUUUGAAGAAGUCCGACAAUAUCUACAAAUCAGCAGUUGGGACGAUAUUCUCGGAUAUGAUGCAAAAAGCAGUAGCGGUGACAGAGGCAGUGGCAGCGGCAGCGGCAGCGGCAACAAGGGAUACGAAGAAGGCAAAGAUGGGGAUGACAAUGACGAGGAGGAGGAGGAGGAGGCCAUUGAAGGAGACAGUGACAAUAAAACAACAAAGCUCCACGAGACCAUCACCUUCAGCUUGCGGGCGAUCCUUCGUGACGAAAUAGAUUACGAACUAUUCCUACAAACUAUUCUGAGCGAACAAGAUCGAGUUGGUCGCUGCCUUCAUCAGCUGUCAAGUGCUACCGAACUCCUGACCAGUCUGAUCGCCUCUGGGGAAGCCGCUCGUCAUUGUGGUAUCCCAACGCAGCAAGUAGCAUUUGACUUUAAAACACUGGUACCGAGAUUCGACUUCAAGAAGCACAGUCCCCAAGAUAGUCCAACCGCCGUCAACGUCACAUAUAUACCAGCAGAUAUAGAUGCUUUACAAGCUGCACGUAUCUAUACCUUUGAACAUUUCUCAAACCUUUUGUCUGGUUGCGUUGGGUCGAGUGUACGCGAAAACAAAGAAGCACCCGUGUUCAAAGACAUCCGAGCUGCUAUCGCCGAGUCUGGACAUGUCACAAAGCAGGACGACUUUCUCUUCAACGGUGCGAUGAACAAUGGGUUGCGGGAAUUUGUUACCAGUGCUCACAAUCUAUGGACACGCAAAAGACAUGAUCGGGACCUUCGCGUUGUGUCUACCUUGCUAUUACGUGCAAUUUUGGCCCCAAAACGUCUGUCUGCGUUCCUUGAAAAGCGUUCGCAAUAUUUUGAACUGAAGAAAGCUGCCAAAGAGCAGAACAACGCACAAGCGGAAACCAAAGCACCUGUCUCCAAAAAACAUGCCAUUGACACUAUGCAUUACUACAUCAAGGAACUCACGUGGGCCAUCGUACGAGAGAGGAACAAAGAAGUCACCGAUAAGCUAUUGCUGAAAACGCAGGAGUGGAAGGCGAAGGUCGACAGUUUCCCAAGCUCAUCUACUGGUGCCAACAAAGAAAGAGACUCCAUUAAAAAAACGCAAAAAGUGACACGGUCGCUUCGUUCUGCUGUCCAGCAAUCGAACCCUUUGAAAGUCUGCACUGCAGAUGAGCAGCAAGAAGACGACGAAGCAGCAACAUCGGAAGACGCUGAAACGAGUACUCGAAAGAUCCGAGCGUUGGUAUCAAUAAUCAAGAGAUUACUGGACAAGGCCACGGAAGACGUCAGCGCACAGACCAUCAAAGAUGCUGCUUUUCAAGGGACAAACCUUGCGCAUAGUGAAUGUAAAGCUGCUGCUCAUAUUUGCAAUGCUCUUAGACCGUAUUACAUGCCAGAGGCAAGUGAUGAAGAUGACGACGACGAUACCGAUGACAAGGACAGCCUGACGAUCCAUCAAUGUGCGCCGCUUGCAUACAUCACCAACACAGCUGUAGCUUUGAUCGGUCCUCAACAGAACCAAUGGGCCACCUUCCCUUCUGUCGAUGAAAAAGACCAAUCCCUGCAUAUAUCAACCGACGUUUUGUACACCCUUUUCUCGGGGGAUUUCAAGAUCCCAGCUGAGACACCGAAAGGGGAGAUUACAAGCAAAAGGGAGGCAGUCGACUGGAGGCGCAAGCGCGAUGUUUUCGGUGCGUUUUUCAAGCUUCCCAAGAUCCAACAAGCCAUGGAAUCCAAGAAAUUGACUCUUGCGUACCGCGUUACGUUUGUCAAUCGCCAUACAGUGCGGGUGCUUGGUACUAGAACUGUCACGACUGGCGUGAGCUGCGUCAUAAAAUAUACCACAGCAAAUUAGCUUCGGCUUGGCGCCUACCUGGGAUCAAACCCACAUUGCAUUUCUUUGGUUCGUGGCGGGCCGGCAACAAAGGGUUCAAGAAGCACCAACAAGGUGCAAGCAAAAAAUUAAAGCAAGAACUGGACGCACCGGAAAACAGCCAUCUGUGCAUCACUGACGAGUACCGGUCCAGCAAGACUUGCCCAUACUGCCACGAGCCAACAACACUGCAAAAAUACCGUGGCGAGGAUGGAAAGCUGCGACCGGCCAACGGCGCUCUCAAGUGCACGAAUCUUACGUGUCCCAGUCGCAGCCAAAGUACGUUCAAUCGCGAUGCAGUAGGCGGAUUCAACAUUGCUGUG
Molecule: messenger RNA, 2452 nt
Organism: Zychaea mexicana
Lineage: Eukaryota; Fungi; Mucoromycota; Mucoromycetes; Mucorales; Lichtheimiaceae
Exons: 3
Source: RefSeq, a predicted model, not a curated record